AUGAAUCCUAGCGGACAUAUAGUUGUCAUCCGUAGGGACGGUACUGAUGGUUUGACUUGUGAUUGGUGUUCACCCUUGUGUGAUAUUGGAAGUAACCAGUCUUGUGAUAUUCGCGUGCAACACUCAACAGUUGCUCCAUUUCAUUGCACUCUACAACUGCUGAAAGAUGGAUUAGUUCAAGCCGUCAGCAGAGUAGACGGACGAUAUAAAAUGUUAGUUAAUAAUUUCCCUUUGAACGAUGCUUGCGUUUUGACUGAUAACUGCAUACUAACUGUUGGAGAUCGUCAGUUUCGCUUUUUCUAUCCAUCGAGUCGAAAGACAACAUCAGAUGACUAUUUAUACGAAGCCUCCAGCAAAGCAUCAAGCCACUAUAACAAAGAAGAGGUUCUUACUCCAACUUCUCUACCUGUUGUUCAUCCAUCCAAACGUACUACUCCUAGAAAGAUAUUACUUAAUCAUAAAACUCGCUCCCCUCGACAGAGGUCUAUGACUCCGAAAAGAACUCUAGGGACCAGCGAGCGUUAUGGUCCAGUUCCUCCUCGUCAGCCAGCUACCCCACCAAUAAUUCAGGUACUCCGACACGAACCGAAUUCAUCACAGUCAAAGAAGCUACCUGUAUUUCAAGCAGAAAAUGUCGAGUCUAAUGGAAAAAGUGUAGGCGGUGGUAAAGGUUAUAGCUCUACAAAUGUGAAUGUUUCUAAAUCAAAUCAACUAAAGUCAUCUGUCCUUCCUGACUUGCCAAAUGCAGCACACCAUCCUUCGAGCAGUGUUUUGUCAUCUAUAAAAGGUAGGUCACAAAACCGUAUUCACACUCCGUUUAUUACAUCUACUUUACCUAAUGACGACUUCAACUUCACACCAAACGAAAAUAAACGUUCACCCGGCUUUAGAAAGAGUUUCCAUAAGCUGCUCAUCCUAAAUGAAUCAUCUAACCAAUCCAACCUUUGCAAAAUUGAUCAGUUUUAUGAUGAAUUAAGUUAUGUAAAGCAGCAGGCGAUUGAAAGCAAGAGAUCACCAUCUACUGGACAAGAAAACCAAUUUUGUUACGAUAAAUGCAUUAAUGAUCCCACAGAAGAAAGUUCUCGUGAAUAUAUUCCCGAGUUACUCACAUCACCGAAUUCCCAGAGGAUUACGAGAAAAUCAUUGUCUGCAAAGUCAUCGCAAAAAAUUAGCAUAACAUAUUCACCAGAAACAGAACAAGAAUUGAUUAACCGUAAUAGAAAACGUACCAUAUCCGGUAAAACUUAUCCGACGGCAGAGGACAUGCUUGCUACUAAACGUCGAAGAGGGGUUUCAUUCGGCCCACCUUUAAGCCCUGAACGAUUUGAUAAAUCUCUCCCCCCAUCUACUCCAGUUAAGCGAGGGGGAACUCCGCUGGUCAAACUAAGUCACAGUACCCCAGCAAACCAUAGUUUACAAGUCAAUUCAGUUGUUGGGCACUCAGCUACACCAUUUGCUUCCAAAUUGUCAGAAAUAUCACAAUUAUCAGCUUUCUCAAAAACAACAUGUGAAUCUCCAAAUUAUAAUGUAACGAAUAAUCGAGUUUCUGCAGUCAUCUCUCUACCUCCAACACCAGACACUAAUCUUCUAAAUUCCUUGAGCACUGAUAUCAGUUGUACUCAUGAAAGUUUCGCUACUUUGCCAGUGACUUCUGCAGCUUACUCUGCUCCGAUAAAAAAAUCCAAAGUCAACCGAAAAAAUUUAAAAAGACAUUCAAUUGCGUUCCUAGAAAAAACAAGUAAAACGCCGUCACCAAGAGUCCCACCAACUAGUCCGGUAUCUACUAAAGAAGAAGGUAAAAAACAAUCAACAAACGAACAAAGAGCUAAAUAUCAGCAAAAAAGAGCACAGAGCUUCUAUACCAACAAUAAUAAACCUUACAACAAUAACAACUACAACAAACUAUACUCCAGUGCUUCUUAUAGCCUACCAAAUAUAACUAAGGAAUAUAAACAAAGAAGAAGAACAUCUUCAGUGCCACCGACCAACCUGAUAGAGACUGAAGCGGUCACACCUGAAAUGAGUUUGUCGUCUGUACGGAAGGAAUCUGGUUUGACUGGUGUUAGAAAGUUGUUGAAAACUCCGAAGUCUGUGCAAACACCUCGUGUAUCUGGUGUCAGUGAACUGUUUAAGGAUGAACCGAGUGUGAAGAGACAGCGUGGUCGGCCUUCAUCAGUGCCACCGACCGACCUGACAGAGACUGAAGCGGUCACACCUGAAAUGAGUUUGUCGUCUGUACGGAAGGAAUCUGGUUUGACUGGUGUUAGAAAGUUGUUGAAAACUCCGAAGUCUGUGCAAACACCUCGUGUAUCUGGUGUCAGUGAACUGUUUAAGGAUGAACCGAGUGUGAAGAGACACCGUGGUCGGCCUUCAUCAGUGCCACCGACCGACCUGACAGAGACUGAAGCAGUCACACCUGAAAUGAGUUUGUCGUCUGUACGGAAGGAAUCUGGUUUGACUGGUGUUAGAAAGUUGUUGAAAACUCCGAAGUCUGUGCAAACACCUCGUGUAUCUGGUGUCAGUGAACUGUUUAAGGAUGAACCGAGUGUGAAGAGACACCGUGGUCGGCCUUCAUCAGUGCCACCGACCGACCUGACAGAGACUGAAGCGGUCACACCUGAAAUGAGUUUGUCGUCUGUACGGAAGGAAUCUGGUUUGACUGGUGUUAGAAAGUUGUUGAAAACUCCGAAGUCUGUGCAAACACCUCGUGUAUCUGGUGUCAGUGAACUGUUUAAGGAUGAACCGAGUGUGAAGAGACACCGUGGUCGGCCUUCAUCAGUGCCACCGACCGACCUGACAGAGACUGAAGCGGUCACACCUGAAAUGAGUUUGUCGUCUGUACGGAAGGAAUCUGGUUUGACUGGUGUUAGAAAAAAGUUGUUGAAAACUCCGAAGUCUGUGCAAACACCUCGUGUAUCUGGUGUCAGUGAACUGUUUAAGGAUGAACCGAGUGUGAAGAGACACCGUGGUCGGCCUUCAUCAGUGCCACCGACCGACCUGACAGAGACUGAAGCAGUCACACCUGAAAUGAGUUUGUCGUCUGUACGGAAGGAAUCUGGUUUGACUGGUGUUAGAAAGUUGUUGAAAACUCCGAAGUCUGUGCAAACACCUCGUGUAUCUGGUGUCAGUGAACUGUUUAAGGAUGAACCGAGUGUGAAGAGACAGCGUGGUCGGCCUUCAUCAGUGCCACCGACCGACCUGACAGAGACUGAGGCGGUCACACCUGGAAUGAGUUUGUCGUCUGUACGGAAGGAAUCUGGUUUGACUGGUGUUAGAAAGUUGUUGAAAACUCCGAAGUCUGUGCAAACACCUCGUGUAUCUGGUGUCAGUGAACUGUUUAAGGAUGAACCGAGUGUGAAGAGACAGCGUGGUCGGCCUUCAUCAGUGCCACCGACCGACCUGACAGAGACUGAAGCGGUCACACCUGAAAUGAGUUUGUCGUCUGUACGGAAGGAAUCUGGUUUGACUGGUGUUAGAAAGUUGUUGAAAACUCCGAAGUCUGUGCAAACACCUCGUGUAUCUGGUGUCAGUGAACUGUUUAAGGAUGAACCGAGUGUGAAGAGACACCGUGGUCGGCCUUCAUCAGUGCCACCGACCGACCUGACAGAGACUGAAGCGGUCACACCUGAAAUGAGUUUGUCGUCUGUACGGAAGGAAUCUGGUUUGACUGGUGUUAGAAAGUUGUUGAAAACUCCGAAGUCUGUGCAAACACCUCGUGUAUCUGGUGUCAGUGAACUGUUUAAGGAUGAACCGAGUGUGAAGAGACACCGUGGUCGGCCUUCAUCAGUGCCACCGACCGACCUGACAGAGACUGAAGCAGUCACACCUGAAAUGAGUUUGUCGUCUGUACGGAAGGAAUCUGGUUUGACUGGUGUUAGAAAGUUGUUGAAAACUCCGAAGUCUGUGCAAACACCUCGUGUAUCUGGUGUCAGUGAACUGUUUAAGGAUGAACCGAGUGUGAAGAGACACCGUGGUCGGCCUUCAUCAGUGCCACCGACCGACCUGACAGAGACUGAAGCAGUCACACCUGAAAUGAGUUUGUCGUCUGUACGGAAGGAAUCUGGUUUGACUGGUGUUAGAAAGUUGUUGAAAACUCCGAAGUCUGUGCAAACACCUCGUGUAUCUGGUGUCAGUGAACUGUUUAAGGAUGAACCGAGUGUGAAGAGACACCGUGGUCGGCCUUCAUCAGUGCCACCGACCGACCUGACAGAGACUGAAGCGGUCACACCUGAAAUGAGUUUGUCGUCUGUACGGAAGGAAUCUGGUUUGACUGGUGUUAGAAAGUUGUUGAAAACUCCGAAGUCUGUGCAAACACCUCGUGUAUCUGGUGUCAGUGAACUGUUUAAGGAUGAACCGAGUGUGAAGAGACACCGUGGUCGGCCUUCAUCAGUGCCACCGACCGACCUGACAGAGACUGAAGCAGUCACACCUGAAAUGAGUUUGUCGUCUGUACGGAAGGAAUCUGGUUUGACUGGUGUUAGAAAGUUGUUGAAAACUCCGAAGUCUGUGCAAACACCUCGUGUAUCUGGUGUCAGUGAACUGUUUAAGGAUGAACCGAGUGUGAAGAGACACCGUGGUCGGCCUUCAUCAGUGCCACCGACCGACCUGACAGAGACUGAAGCGGUCACACCUGAAAUGAGUUUGUCGUCUGUACGGAAGGAAUCUGGUUUGACUGGUGUUAGAAAGUUGUUGAAAACUCCGAAGUCUGUGCAAACACCUCGUGUAUCUGGUGUCAGUGAACUGUUUAAGGAUGAACCGAGUGUGAAGAGACACCGUGGUCGGCCUUCAUCAGUGCCACCGACCGACCUGACAGAGACUGAAGCAGUCACACCUGAAAUGAGUUUGUCGUCUGUACGGAAGGAAUCUGGUUUGACUGGUGUUAGAAAGUUGUUGAAAACUCCGAAGUCUGUGCAAACACCUCGUGUAUCUGGUGUCAGUGAACUGUUUAAGGAUGAACCGCGUGAUAACGUGCGUUAUAGUUUACAGAAAGUGUCUAAUGUUACUUCAUUGUCUCCAAGUUACUGUAAAUUGUGUCAUUGUUUGCUGUUUGAAUGCCAAUGUAGUUUCGGUUUUAAUAAUCUGACGGGGAAGCGUUCCAGGAGAAGAUGUUUGGACGCUGUCGUGGAGUCCUUGCCUUCCAAGCGUACGCGUUGUGUAGGUAAAAUUGCCGAGUCUUCAGUCGUUAAAUCUACUGACGCUGACUAUCCCGUUAUGAAAAUGUCCUCUAGAAGAUUGAAACAUCCGUCGGCUAAUGAAUUAACCGUACAACUGUCAAAAACUAAGUCGAAAAACAAGAAGCAAGUUUCCACCACGGGUUCGCAUUAUUCUGAUGCUCUAACGGAUCGUUCGGUGAAUAUAGUAAAGUCGCUGGAAAACCAGAUGUCGAAAGAACUCCCUGGAUUGGUUAUUCCCUUGCCGAAUAAUGUGACGGGAAAUAAUUCUCCAAAGGGGAAAUCUAUUCCAUAUAAAUCUCGCUUGACUCCUAGUAAUAAUAUGCUAAAUUCAUAUGAUCAAUCUGCGCCUUCAAAUGCGGUAUCUCUUAUCCCGAAGACCGCUGAGGAUCGUGAGUCUGUUUCCGUUGUUCCUGUCGCAAAGCGUCUCCGCAGCAGAAUGACCCCAUCAGUCAUUGAAUGUUUGUCAUCUAGUCGUACGCGACGUGCAGUUAAAGUACCGGAUUCUUUGAUCGGUGAAUCUGCCACUACCGACAGUUCCGGUAAGAGUUCCAUGGUGAAAUCAUCCUCUAGAAAAGUUAAAUCUCAAUCGAAUAAAGAAGUUACCAUACAGCCGUCGAAAACUAUAUCAAAAACCAAAAAGAAAGUUUCUUCUACGGAUUCGCAGUGUCCUGAUUCUCUACUGGAUCAUUCAGUCAAUGCAGUGAAGUCUACAAACAACUGCGCAUCAAAAAGAUCUAUGAAAAGACUUGCUGAUGUUCGUAGAGUCUCUCCUUCUAUUCCAUUGGCCAAACGUCUACGGAAUAGAAUUGAUCAGUCGGAUAUUAAAUGUGUAACAUCCGAACACACACGAAAUGAAGAAACAUCUUUACCUGUGAAAGACCAACCUAGUGAAAAGAAGAGAAAUGGUACCAAAACAAAUAAUCUGCGAAACCGUAAACAGGUAACCACUUCACUAUCAAAGCCACUUCCAGCUGCUUCAUCUUCAAAAUCUGUUUCAACCAAUGAAUCUAAAGAUAUAACAAUGAAGUCUAAAACACGUUCACGAAAUAUUAAACGCGCUUCUGUUACGCCUGUUGAUAAUAUAGCUAAUGUUUCACCAAAAAAACGUGUUCUUCGCUCUCGUAAGUUAAUAACUCCUACUUCAGAAAUAACGUCAGAAAUAAGUCAACCAAUCCAAGAAAAAAUAUCAACUUCUAAAAUCGCUAAUAAAUCAAAAUUAAAGACCACUAAUAAUAAUAGUAAUAAUAAUAGCUCAGUAGCAUCAAAAUCAACUCAAGCUAAACAAUCAUCAAUAUCAAUCCGUCAAACUCGUUCAAGAACACGCCAAUAA
Messenger RNA from Schistosoma rodhaini, 6504 nucleotides. The record is from the annotation of a GenBank genome assembly. NCBI's taxonomy places the organism in Eukaryota, Metazoa, Platyhelminthes, Trematoda, Strigeidida, Schistosomatidae.